AGCCCAGCCCAGCCCAGCCCAGCCCGCCGGCGUGUCGCUGCCACGCGUGGCUGUGGGUGCGGGCGAGAAAGGUGCCCAGCGCCUCGCUCCUGCCCCCGGAGAAGUGACACCCGUGUCGUGCCACGCCACGCGUGUGGGCUUCACGUUUGCAACCCUUUUUCAAGGGUCUCUGUGAAUAAACAACAAACCCAGGAAACGCGCGGGUGUUACCGCGUAGCCUCGAGCCGGGCUUGCAGCGCCGCUUGCGUCCUGGGGCAGGGCCUGAGGCGCGAAGGCGCGGCUGCAGGUGCUGGGCAGAACCCGCGCGCAGCCUUCCCUGAGGUGGCGCCGGCGCGUGAAGCGUGGCAGGUUCCUGUUGCUGCGUGGUCCUCCAACGACACAUCGUGAAGCGUGGGCUUUACGCGCAGUGGGACAGCACCCACCGCCUCCAGCAGGACCCAGCUUUCUCCUAAGCGCUCCAAGCUCACGGGGAGACAUGAAUCAGUUCAGAUGUCCGUGGCACGAGCGCUGCGUGCUUGCGGGAGUCGUUGCCGUCAUUUGUCACCGUCAUACGCUGUGCUAGCGUUUGACUGCUGUGCGUGGACAGAAGACUGCUCGAUUGCAAAAAGUCCAGCUGAUGCUACUCCAAGAAGGCCUGUUUUAUCUGUCAGUGCAAGAAAAAUUAAAGAUAAUGCAGCAGACUGGCAUAAUUUAAUGAUGAAAUGGGAGAGACUGAAUGAUACUGGAUUUACUACGGCAAACAAAAUAGUCAACAUGAAGAUCAGUGGGCAAUUUCAAGGCAACAAACUGGAGGUAGCAUGUGAUAACAGUGCCACAGAAUCUGAAAAGCCAACUCCUAAAUACAACGAAGAACUGGACAAUUGCUGUGCAGAAUUACUUGAGACCUUAAAGCACAUGACAAAAAUAAAACUGAAAAUGGAAAAGCUUACUUCGACUACUAAAGCAAUCUGUGACUUGGAAACAUUCCACCAUGGAGCUGGGAAUUGCACAGCACCCUUCUUUCAUACAUGGCCCACUCCGUACUUUUAUGAGGUGUCUCUGAAGCUCUCUGAAAUGUACAAGAAGGAACUACAACUCAAGCAAACAAUUGUACAAGAAAUUGCUCAUUCUGAUGACCAGGAUCUGAUGAUGGUCUAUUUAUCAUCAUGGCUAUACCAGCCUUACAUUGAGAACAGCAGCAAACUACUACUUGAAGCCAUGCUGCUGGAAACAGGACAUAGACAGUGCUAGAAUUUCAAAUGUUACCUGGCUUGCUUCUAACGAUGCUUGCAUGAAACGGAAAUGGCAAAUGGCAAGGCUUACCAAGUAAGUUGAUUUUUUUGUAAAACUUAUUAAAAAUAUUUUUCUCUGUU
Molecule: messenger RNA, 1352 nt
Organism: Phalacrocorax carbo (great cormorant)
Lineage: Eukaryota; Metazoa; Chordata; Aves; Suliformes; Phalacrocoracidae
Source: RefSeq, a predicted model, not a curated record